Molecule: messenger RNA, 1112 nt
Organism: Aphanomyces astaci
Lineage: Eukaryota; Oomycota; Saprolegniomycetes; Saprolegniales; Verrucalvaceae
Exons: 3
Coding region: 26-1057 (343 amino acids)
Source: RefSeq, a predicted model, not a curated record
UUCAGAAACGCGAGCAAGACAGUUCAUGCAUGAACCACGACGAGAAGGUGUGGAAGAAGCGGCUAAGACGUCAGUCCAUAGCCCGCGGCCACCAAUUCCGUCCGCGAUAGAGGAACCGAAUGCAAACGCGACACCUAACAAGAAGCAAGAUGAUGGGACGAUGGAUGUGGGGGACACGCCACCUUUGUUAGUGGGAAUGACAACCCUCGCUGACAAGUCGUUGUACCAUGGCCAUCUCAAUGCAGACAAACUUCCGCACGGACACGGAUGCAUGUACUUUCAUGCGGGAGGGCACUACGCCGGACAAUACGUCGCUGGCAAGAGGGAUGGCGUCGGCGUAUAUAGCUUCCCCGACGGGUCUCGGUAUGAAGGCGAGUUCAAACGCGACCAACGCGACGGUCAUGGCGUGUACAUGGUUCCCGUGGGGGAGAAAUACCGCGGACGCUGGCAAGACAACGCGCAGCAUGGUUUGGGGGAGUGGACCGAGUGGAACGGCGCGGUUGUGCGCGGCGAAUUCAAGAAAAACGACUUCGUGGGGCCGGUCGAGUCGUCGAUGCAGUCGUGCAUGGACAGUGUGAACCUCGCGUCUCGGACACAGCAGCGCGCCGUCGUGGCCGAGCGGGCGGCGCGGGUGGUGGAGCGCUUGGCAUAUGCCCAGGACAACAUGUCUAUUGAUGGCGUGUACAUCAAGGACGAAGCCACGUUCGAAUCGUAUAGCCAGGACACGACCGUGCGACAACGUGCGUACACCAUCGCAUGGCAGCGAGAGUUUGAGCGCAUAGAGACAACCACCCAGGACGGAAAGACGGAGGAGGCGACGCUAGGCGAGCGCCAGAAGCAGCUGCACGCCACCAUCCAAGUCCGUCGGCAAGAGUUGGCGCGCUACAGCAUGUUUUGGGACAUCGUCGCAGACAAGGAGCGCGAGCUCGCAGACGCCAAACGGGUGCUGGCGUCAAUUGAAACGCAAGUUCGGUUGGAAGAGGCAGUGGAUCAAAGGACGCGGUCCUGCGUCGUAUCUGCACCUCUGCUUCCAGGGGAUGGUCCUAGUAACACUUAAAGAGAUGGUGAUGAUUUGGGCUAUUUACUAGUUUAGUAUACAUGAUGGCAUCAAU